AUGGAAAGAAAGAAUCAGACUGUGGUAACUCAGUUUGUUUUCGUGGGCCUCACAGACAAUCUCCAGCAGAAGAUGGUGCUUUUCAUCACACUUCUCCUUGUUUACCUAGUCACUCUGGGGGGUAACUUGGGGAUAAUCAUUCUCAUAUGGGUUGACCCCAAACUCCACACUCCCAUGUACUUUUUUCUUAGCCACUUGUCUUUUGUAGAUCUCUGUUCCUCUUCGUCCAUUGCUCCGAAGAUGCUGAAUGAUAUCUUUGCAGAGAUAAAAGGCAUCUCUUUUGGAGGCUGUGCUGCACAGAUGUGGUUCAUUGGUCUCUUUGUGGGAACAGAAUGUUUCCUGCUGGCCUCUAUGGCUUAUGAUCGCUACACAGCCAUCUGUAAGCCUCUGCUGUAUCCUCUUAUCAUGUCCCCGCAGUUCUGUGUGCUGCUCGUGGUUGGGCCUUAUGCCAUAGCUGUCCUAAACAUCACAACCCAUACGGCUUUCACAUUUUGCUUACCUUUCUGUGGCCCACAUGUGAUCAACCACUUUUUCUGUGACAUUUCCCCAUUGCUUGCCUUAGCAUGUGUGGACACUCAGAUAAAUACAUGGGUGCUCUUUGUCUUCUCUGGAGCUAUCGGAGUGCUCAGUGGUCUAGUCAUCACAACCUCCUAUGCUUACAUUCUGGUUACCAUCUUGAGGAUCCAGACAACCAGUGGGAGGCAGAAAGCCUUCUCCACGUGUUCUUCUCACCUGGCAGCUGUCAGCAUCCUCUAUGGGACUCUUUUCUUUAUUUAUGUUCGACCUAGCUCAAGGUCCUCCUUGAAUAUCAAUAAAGUGAUUUCUGUGUUUUAUACGGUGGUGAUCCCCAUGUUGAACCCUCCCAUAUACAGUUUGAGGAACAAGGAGAUGCAAGGUGCAUUCAGGAGAAAGUUCUAUAGGAAACAAGAUGGGUAA
Perognathus longimembris pacificus (Pacific pocket mouse) is the source of this 936-nucleotide messenger RNA. RefSeq names its product olfactory receptor 998-like. The coding region runs from base 1 to 936 and encodes 311 amino acids. Gene Ontology annotation, cellular component: membrane. The record is from RefSeq and is a predicted model, not a curated record. The transcript has a single exon. Gene Ontology annotation, molecular function: olfactory receptor activity; G protein-coupled receptor activity; odorant binding. Gene Ontology annotation, biological process: sensory perception of smell; G protein-coupled receptor signaling pathway. NCBI's taxonomy places the organism in Eukaryota, Metazoa, Chordata, Mammalia, Rodentia, Heteromyidae.